Messenger RNA from Carica papaya (papaya), 1788 nucleotides. RefSeq names its product 4-phosphopantetheine adenylyltransferase (gene COAD). Gene Ontology annotation, molecular function: pantetheine-phosphate adenylyltransferase activity; dephospho-CoA kinase activity. NCBI's taxonomy places the organism in Eukaryota, Viridiplantae, Streptophyta, Magnoliopsida, Brassicales, Caricaceae. The record is from RefSeq and is a predicted model, not a curated record. Gene Ontology annotation, biological process: coenzyme A biosynthetic process.
ACGUAAAUGAGAGGAGGAGGAGAAGUAAACGUGCCGAACACCUAACGAGACUUAACUCUACCGCUUUCUGGUUUUGGUUUUGAGGCAGCAAUGGCGAUCUUGGAGGAUUUGGUGGUAAAUCUCAACUUAUCUGCCCCGAAUUCUUACGGAGCUGUGGUUCUCGGCGGUACCUUUGAUAGAUUACACGACGGCCAUCGCCUCUUCCUCAAGCAAUCAGCAGAGCUGGCAAGAGAGAGGAUUGUGGUGGGAGUAUGCGACGGUCCUAUGUUGACCAACAAACAGUUCUCUGAUUUAAUACAGCCCAUUGAAGAGAGGAUGCAUAAUGUUGAAAAUUACAUCAAGUCCAUAAAGCCAGAGUUGUUAGUGCAAGUUGAGCCUAUUACAGAUCCCUACGGCCCUUCAAUUGUUGAUGAAAACUUAGAGGCUAUUGUUGUCAGCAAGGAGACAGUACCAGGUGGACUGUCAGUUAAUAAGAAGAGAGCUGACAGAGGUCUUUCACAACUGAAGAUUGAAGUCGUAGAUCUAGUUCCCGAGGGAUCCACUGGAGAGAAACUGAGUUCAUCAACAUUAAGGAAGCUCGACGCCGAGAAGGCCAAAAAGCUACAAUCGGGCAGAGAACAAGACUAAUCCUUCAAGAAUGUACUGGCAAGAGGAGUAGUUUUUGCAAAUUUCUUGCAAAAGAUGAACGAUCUAAUGACCAAAUCGUUCUUAAAUUAUGUGGAACUGAAGAAACAGGCGCAGAGAGAUCUUGAUUCAGAACAAGAUAUCGAAAAUGGCCAACUCAACAAGGCAGAAGAAGAGAACCUCUGUCAGUUCUUCCAAGAAGUGGAAGCAAUCAAGGUUGAAAUCGAAGAGAUCCCCAGUCUCUUGCUUGAUCUUCAAGCCCUCAACGAAGAAUCCAAAUCCGCUCACAGCGCUAAACUUCUUCGGGGGUUAAGAGAUCGAAUGGAAUCAGAUGUUGUCUCAGUCCUCCGCAAAGCAAAAAUUGUCAAGGCAAGACUGGAGUCCCUUGAUCGAUCCAAUGCACUAAACCGGACUGUAUCAGAAAAUUACAGAGAAGGAACAUGUGUUGAUCGAACCAGAAUCUUCAUCACCAAUGGUUUACGAGUUAAACUUAGGGAGAUUAUGAACGAUUUCCAGUCACUGAGGGAAAAAAUUGUAUCAGAUCACAAAGAGGAUCUGAAGAGAAGAUACUAUAAUGCAACUGGAGAGAAACCAUGCGAGGAAAUAAUUGAGAAAAUGAUGGUUUCAGGAGGAGAGAAAGUUGAGUUACUUGAAGGGAAAACAGAAGUAGAUUUGAGAAAUGAAGAGAAACAUGAGGCGGUGAUGGAUUUAGAGAGAAGUUUGAAUAGGUUGCAUCAGGUUUUCCUAGACAUGGCUGUUCUAGUUGAGACACAAGGGGAGAAGAUGGAUGAUAUUGAAGAGAAUAUAGUUAAUGCAGGUCAGUUUAUUAAUGGUGGAACUAAUAAUCUGUACUAUGCAAAUCAGAUGAAAAAGAAGAAGGCGGCAUCUUUUUUCUGGGUCUGGGCCGUUGGGCUGAUAGUGCUUCUGGUUUGCAUAAUUUCCAUGUUGGCUUCUUAAAAUCAUCACAGAGACUGAUGAAAGAUUAUCAGGUGGGGAACCCUAUAUUAGUCUGUAAUUUUUUUCCUCCAUUGAUUUUUCGGUAUCAGGGAGGAGGAGAGUCUUGAUGGUUUUUGUAGUUACUGGCUAGUAAAAAAGUGAUUUUGGUGAUAAGAUUCUGGAACUUGGUAUUAUAUGUUUUUGCAGUUAGAUCUGCUUGAUUGAGUA